Messenger RNA from Actinia tenebrosa (Australian red waratah sea anemone), 3171 nucleotides. RefSeq lists its product as uncharacterized. Gene Ontology annotation, molecular function: protein binding; zinc ion binding. Gene Ontology annotation, cellular component: chromatin. NCBI's taxonomy places the organism in Eukaryota, Metazoa, Cnidaria, Anthozoa, Actiniaria, Actiniidae. The record is from RefSeq and is a predicted model, not a curated record.
AUGGCUCGAGCAUCUACCCCGCAGCCUGGGAUUCUCAAUCUUCGAUGUAAUGAAUACUGUGAUGGUAAAGAAGCCGUGUUUUACUGCCCACAGUGUUCUGCUAUGUUCUGUGAUAGUUGCUAUGAUCGAGAACACGAAGGAAGCGUACGAAAACAAACACAUGAAAGAGUCGUCGAAGUCAGACCAAUCUGCCGAGAACAUCAACACACCUUAGAAUAUUUUGAUCUUACUUGCUUGAAGCCUAUUUGUAUAACAUGUUUGACCAAUCUGCAAUCCAAAGAAGAGUAUCAAAAUCAUGUUAUUGAAAAAAUCAAUGAUGUUUCGACAAAAUUAUGCUGCUUGCUUAGCGAAAAAGUAGUCGAGUCGAAAGCAGUUCUGAAGAGCGUUCAAAAAGCUGCUAAAAACACCUCGGAGACGACUAAACGAACGUUAAACAUGGCAAAAAGAGAAGUACAUGAUAUCAUUGAACAGGGUAAAGGAAUUUUGGACGAAAGAAGGCAAAGUAUAUAUCGACGAAUAAGUAAAGUACAGAAGGAGUUUUUAAGUAGGGAAGACUCGACGGCUGGAUUGAUUGGUUUAGCAAGCCGUCUAGAAGAAAAUAUCCAAAAUGCGGAAAGAGUUUCAGACGAAGGAAGGUUUAUCAGUGCACAGUUCCCAUAUCUUUUCAACACACUCAAUGACCUCUGUGCCUCGGCAAGAAGACACCUCGAUAACCCCAAGGGGUUGAAAGUUACAGUGACCUUGUCAAAGGUUGCUGUUGCUAAGAUCCUGAGUUUGGUGGAUGUUGAAACUGCGGUGGUGUCUCCAGACGAGGUGCCAGUUAAUGAGGCAGAAGAUGUCAUCCAGAGUAAUUGUGUGAGGGUGGUGAUCAUGUCUGAUGACUCUCGCAGCCAUUCUUAUAUCGCUCGAAAUCCUAUAACAGUACGAAACAUAGUAGGUGUGGUCAGACCAGACUCGCAAGAUAGCCAGUCACAGGAUGAACGAACAGAAAAUAUAAUGCAGAUGUCUCAUGUCCAUUCUAAGACUCUGACAACAAGUAACCACGGUAACCAGAUUGAGGAGUUCCAAGGUCCUGGUAUCCAUAGUAAUCGGACUGAAGUUCUCGAAAGUCAUGAUCUUUAUUGUAAACAGGAAAACGAUAUCGGGAGUCCUGGUAACCAUAGUAACCAGGCGAAUGACCUCGAGAGCUGUGAUCUCUAUGGUAACCCACAACAAGAAGAUAUGGAGACUCCUAGUAACCAUAGUAACGAGUCUGAAGUAAACGAAAGCCCCGAUGUCUAUUAUAACAAUAAAGAAGAUAUUCAGAGUCCGGGUAAACAGCCUGAAGAGCCCGAGAGUCCUUGUGUCCAUGGUAACCUGUUUGAGAAUAUUCAGAAUCGUCGUAUCCAUGGUGAUUUGACUCCUAAAAAUCACAGUAUCCCUAGUAACCAGGCUGAGGACUCCGAGAGUCCUGAUAACCAUGGUAACCUGUUUGAGAAUAUUCAGAAUCGUCAUAUCCAUGGUGAUUUGACUCCUAAAAAUCGCAGUAUCCAGGGUAACCAGGCUGAGGACUCCGAGAGUCCUGGUCACCAUGGUAACAUGUUUGAGAAUAUUCAGAAUCGUCGUAUCCAUGGUGAUUUGACUCCUAAAAAUCACAGUAUCCAUAGUAACCAGGCUGAGGACCCUGAGAGUCCAAUUGCUCGUGGAACUGUUAGGAGUGGGAUGCCCGACAGUCCUUGUAUCCAUGGUAACCAUCACGUGACAAAGAGAGUUUCCAAAACUUUUGGAACAUCGCAACAUGUGAAGUUGAACAGCACUCAUAAAAAGAGUAAAAGAGGAAGGAAAAGAAAAAAGAGGCCUUCAGAAGACCAUGAAUGGACACCUACCAGAAUACUUCGUCCAAGUACUAUGGAGAGAAGGAAAGAGGGGACUGUGGCGAAACCAAGGUCAAGAAGAGGAGGUGAACUGAGUCAAGAAAUGAAUCGAUGUGAUGCGAUACUAACAAUACUGUGGGCUGAUGAGGACAGCUGGCCGUUCGUACACCUCGUUCACAAGAAACGCUGUCCAGAGUAUUACAAGAAAAUCAGCAAYCCUGUAAGUCUUGAUAUCAUCAAACAAAGACUGCAUUCCUAUCAGUAUCGCUCUGUCUUGGACUUCGUACGGGACUUCAACCAGAUUAUUCAAAACUGUCACGUGUUCAACGAGCCUGACAGCGAUGUUCACCAAGCAGGCUCCCGGCUGGCACUGCGAUUCAAUAAUCUUCUACGAGAAUGUUUCCCUAACAUCGAAAGUGUCUUCCCGGACCAGGAGUUGAUGGACUCAAGUCUCUGAAGCCAAAGUAACCAAUAGCAAUCUUGAUAGGUAGUCACGUGUAUCUUCCUUGGUAUCACGUGACUAUUUGUCAUGAUAACCAAAUACCACGUGUCAUCUUCCUUUAUCACGUGGAUUCAUGUUAUUAUUCUGUCAGUAGUACGUAAAAUUUGAAAGCUUAUUAACAUAAUGCUAUGACAACCAAAUACCACAUGUCAUCUUCUAUUAAGUGGAUUCAUACGUCAUUCUGUCACUAGUACUUAUAAUUUUUAAGCCUAUUAACAUAUUGCUAUGACAACCAAAUGUUACCACAACGACUAAUCAAGCAUUACUUUUCGUAUCGAGCACCUUUAAGAAGCAGAAUAAAUGGAAAAAAAAUUCGAAAAAAAAAACAAACUAAAAAAAUAGAAACUUUUUGUAGAGGAAAGGUUCGACGUACGGCUUGCUAAAAUACUUUCGCCUAUCAGAGCAUUAAUCCAAUGUAUCCGGUUUAGGAUUGGCUGAUAAUCUAUGCAAAGUCGCUUCAAGGAAACGGCGCCACAAUGGCGUCAUCGAGGCUCUAUGAGUGACGCACAGUCUCUAAGCAUAAGGACGCUUGAGGCACGUCAUUGUCGAAAUGUCACAAGUGAGCUUUAUCGACUCAAGGAUAUUUAAAAACGAUUUAUACAGUGUUACAUAAAUUCUGUAAGUUUGACAGAAGARUGUCGAAAAUAUUUCGAUAAAGGUGGCGAGGAACGCCUGUCAUUUAUUCUUUCCACCUGUUUCUGCCAAGCGCAUGCGCAAAGCAUUAUUCUUUAAAAUUUGAAAGGAUUAAUUUGGUUUGGUGUGUCUGAAGCAGUUCUCGUUCUCGUCACUUCGGUUUGUUUACGAAGAUCAAAUUUG